AUGGAUUCCAUUAUCAAGAAUGUUGGAGGUAUCUAUCGGACUUUGUUUGCAAAGAAUAUUGUUUCCGUCUUCUCCGACGCGUACUCGGCUGUUGAUCAGGCAGAUCAGCUACGACUACAGAAACUGGUUCGGACAUGGGCUACAUAUCCGUCUGGCCCGCUAUUCUCUGCAACGAAGCUCUCAGUUCUCGAACGGUUGUGUGCCAAGGCUGGAUCUGGCACCUCGAAUGAGAGUGGUGCUACCGAAAAGGCAGUCAGUGCAGCAUCUUUGAAAAAACCUUUUAAAGGAGCCACAGUGGUAUCUGCAAAGAUAAACUCUGCUACACGAGAUAUGCCGACAGCGCCAUUAGCCGAUAAAUCUGCUUCAAAAGAAGUACCGGUACUUGGUCCUAAUGGCAGCACCACUCUAUUGGUUCAGCAGCAGAUUGGAUUUCUUCUUCAGAAAAAGCGUGCAGCUGCUGUCAUAUAUCCUAAUGACACGUCCGCUUCUCAGCAAAUCCAAGUGCUCGAGCAGCUAUUGAAUGUCAUUUUGACCACGCAACUUGAUCCGCAAACAAUCAAUCAAAUUACCUUGCAGAUCCAGAGCAUGAUGACUGCACCAACUCCUCCCGUGUCAAGUGCUCCCGAUCUAAACCCUUCUAAUGUACCACCUUCCUUGUCUGCCCCAGUCGCAAUACCUCGAGUCAGUACUCCACUAAUAAACACACCUGCUGCUGGAGCAUUCGUGGCUACUUCUUUUCAACCCGCACCUGUAUAUACCUCACAUUCUGGACCCGCUUUUGUACCUUCUAUUGUAAGACCUCCACAGAGGGUGCAAUCGGAUAGUUUGCAGGCUCUACCACAAAUCGAUCUUGCAAUGCUAUCGCAGUUGGUAACGAGCAGCGGUUUAUCAGCGAAUUUAAAUACCGCUGCACUAAAUUUGCCACGCGGAGCUGGCAUCCCAUCUUCGUUGCUGUCUGCACAAACUUCCGGCUUCACCUCAAAAAACAUUUUUCCUUCUCAGUUUCCUUCCACGAGUAGUGGAGCAUUUGUCCGUCCUCCCAUCUCUACACAUAUUCUCCAACCGCUUCCACAAAAUCUACCCUCCGUGCCUUUGGCUUUUUCAGGACUGACUCUUCCUACCAAGCCCACUCUCAAAGUUACAUUGGCACACAAGGAUAUUCAAUGUGUGCAUCCAAAUGCUGUUUACAGUUUAUACGAUGGACUGCCGUUACAAUGCAAGCAAUGUGCUCUAAGGUAUGCCAAGUUGCCCAAUGGCGAUCAGCGCAUGGCAGCACACCUAGAUUGGCAUUUUAGACAAAAUAGGAGAUUGAGAGAAAGCAGCAAGCGUACCAUAUCAAGAGAUUGGUAUACUAGUGUUGAUGGAUGGGUUGAUGAGCGUUAUGGCCAAGAGCAAGAUACGCAAGCUAUUGUAUCUGUAUUUGGGGAAGUUGAUUCUGGUAAAAAAUCACCUACACAAGCUGUAGUGCCCACACUUUCAGCAGAUGGAUUUCAAGAUCCAAAAUGUGUUGUGUGUUGUGAACCUUUUGAAAAGUUUUUUGAUCAAGAUGGUGAUAUGUGGAUGCUUCGUAAUGCUGUUUUAGUAGAUGAAAAGCUUUACCACCAAGAGUGUCUAGACCAAGAAACUACUUUUACUUUGAAUGCUGGUUCAAAACGCAAGGCAGAUGAUGAAACUGAUACCAAAGCAGCAAAUGCUUUGACAGAAAACUUUAAAAAGUCCAAGGUGUGAGCCAGUGUAUGAACCCAACAUACAACAUCUGCGCUAUUAUGUCUGAUAAGUUUUAAAAUAAAUUCACCGUCACAUCUU
Messenger RNA from Batrachochytrium dendrobatidis JAM81, 1806 nucleotides. RefSeq lists its product as uncharacterized. The record is from RefSeq and is a predicted model, not a curated record. Lineage: Eukaryota; Fungi; Chytridiomycota; Chytridiomycetes; Rhizophydiales. Gene Ontology annotation, molecular function: RNA polymerase II complex binding; mRNA binding. The transcript is spliced from 5 exons. Gene Ontology annotation, biological process: termination of RNA polymerase II transcription. Gene Ontology annotation, cellular component: mRNA cleavage factor complex; cytoplasm. Bases 1 to 1728 code for a protein of 575 amino acids.